CAGACUUGGUUUCAAAAAUUCUGAUUGGCUCUUACGGUCUCCAAUCAGCUCGCUAGCUGCUGCAUUCCGGAAACCGGAAACACUGUCCACUCAGCCUCGCUUCUUGCAGAUAGAGGGAGUUUUGAUUUACUCUGCAGCCAAAGAAGAGAUGGCAGAAUCAAAUAAUGGCUCCAAUAAUACUACACCACAGUAUCAGAUCAUUUCCAGGACAUUUCAAAUCAAACUUGAGCCGUGGUAAAAAGAGAUGUUUUACAUCUACUAAACAGCUUGUAAAGGCAGGCAGUAAGACCACAGGCCUCAGUUUUUAUUUGCUGUCAAAAAACACAUCCUACACUCCUUUGCCAGCUGAGGAGCUUGAACUCCUACAAGCUGGCAUGGGGAGACAAACCGUGUCUCUUCCAGAAGAUGGUGACCAUGCAGAGAUUUCAAGACUUCUGGAAGAAACCUUUCCAAAAAUGGAAUAUCUUUGUGGAGGAUGGCUCUUGCAUAAGGCAACAGGAAACAUUAGACACAUCUCCUCUACCUCCCGACUCACAGCACUUUUCAAAGAUGCCAAAGAAGUUAUGUUACCAGUGUAAUGAAGUUAUGCCUCUGCAGAUGCUUGCAGUACACAUUAAUACGUGCAAAGGAAAAUUCUCUCCUGAUGAGACUGAUGAUGAGGAAUCUGAGUUAUGCAUUGUGAAAAGCAAAUGCAAGGUUAUUUGUCCAAUAUGCACUAAGGACUUUCCUGAAGAUGAGAUCACAGUCCACGCAAGUCUGUGUGGGGAUAGCUUUCAAUGCAUGGUGCCUGAAGAAAAUGACCAAACUACAUGCACACCAACUCAAACUUCAGUAUGCACAACAGACAGCGUGGAAGAUGUAUUGCGUUGCCUUGAACAACAAGUCGACACCACAACAGAAUUUAAGUUGUGUGUGGACAGAGAAGACCUUCCAGACAGAGGCAUUCUCCAGUGGCAGAGAAAAAAAUCUGCAUCUCCCACCAGUGUUCUUAGGGUGGUUUUCAUUGGAGAGGCAGGCGUGGAUACAGGAGCACUUAGGAAAGAGUUUUUGAGUGACAUGAUUUCAGGUAUUGAAAGCAGAUUCUUUGAAGGACCUGAGAACAAGGGCAAAAACCCCAAGUAUUCUCUGACCGAUCUUGAUAAUGAAAACUUCAGAACUGUUGGUGAAAUAAUUGCAGUCAGCCUCGCCCAAGGAGGCCCAUCUCCUGCCUUUUUCAAAGAAUGGUGCUACAAUUUCCUCUGCUCAGGAGAGGUUGAUUUCAGCUGUCUGUCUAAGGAGGAUGUUGCAGAUGUGGAAUCUUCCCUGCUCAUCAGCAAAGUUGAAGAUGCAGCAGACAUGCAGUCUCUUAUGUUGUGGGCUGAUGAAAUUGUCACAUGUGGAUACACAAACCAGAUAAAGAUGGAUAGUAAGGAAAGCAUGAUACGUGCCAUUGUCUUACACUCUACAACAAGACUGAUUCCAAUGCUACAGCAGCUCAGAAAGGGCAUGGAACUGUAUGGUCUUGUGAACCUGAUGGCUGUAAAUCCUGAAGCUUGCCACAGUUUGUUUGUGCCUGGGAAAAUCCUCAAACCAGACGCUGAUUUCAUUAUGAUGAGCUGCCAACCACAUUUCAGUGAAAAGGGGACAUCUAGGGAGAGAACUGAGAGGAAGAUCAUAAAUUUUUUGCAAGAUUUCUUGCAGGAGAUUGAAGCAUCAGAAAAGACUUCAGAAACAUUUUCAAACAUUACAGAUGGAAACACAGGCGGUGCAGGUGGUGAAAAAUCAGAGUCUCUUGCUGUCCAGCAUGUGCUCCAGUGGAUGACCGGCCAGUCCCAUGUUCCCAUCCUUCCUGAUGAAAAGAGACAUUUCAAAAUAACAUGCAAGUUUGACCACGAAUGUAAGGAGCGGCUGGGAGAUCACUCAAUUUGUUACCCAGUUGUGAGCGCAUGCACUUGUACUGUGACUUUUCCAGUGCAGCAUCUGGACACGUACACAAUGUUUAAAACCAUAAUGAGUGCAGCAGUUAGAUAUGGUGGUGGAUUCCACAGAGUUUAACACAUUGUUGUCUUGUAAUUUGGAAACUAAAUGAGUAAAAAUGUUUCUAAACAUUAGCUGUUAAGAUGUUCGUAGCUGUUUCAUGAAAAUGAUAAGACUUCAAAACUUUGUGUAGGGUCCUACGUUGAUAGAUAUUAAGCAAGUGCUUUGUUUGAUUGUCUACUUGUAAUCUGAAUUGUAAUCUGUAAUCUUUCAGCAAAGAAAUCCAGUAUUUGAGAACAAAAGAGCGUUGACUUUCACGUCCAUCUUAAGUGUCACUGUUGGUUUGACACCAGUAGCAAGAAUUGUAUAUACAGGUCACGACCGUAAGAUUCUGAAUGUUCCAAGGGAUUAAUUGUUCUCUGAAGUCCCUCCAGGGUUUCCUCAUCCAGUGGGCAUUCAAUUUCAGGAACCACAACUGUGCUGUUAGAUUCUUCUUGCAGUACAGCACUCUCCCAGUCAAUGCCUGGAUCCUGAAGCUCCUUCAAAUCCACAAACAUAUAUAAUAGUCAUUAUUCCAGAAUAGGUACUUUUGGGAGUAAUGUUAUUUUGUGUAAGCGUUUUUUCCAAUAAAUACAACAAUUUAAAAAGAA
Polypterus senegalus (gray bichir) is the source of this 2606-nucleotide messenger RNA. Its product is annotated as G2/M phase-specific E3 ubiquitin-protein ligase-like. The transcript has 14 exons. NCBI's taxonomy places the organism in Eukaryota, Metazoa, Chordata, Cladistia, Polypteriformes, Polypteridae. The record is from RefSeq and is a predicted model, not a curated record. Gene Ontology annotation, molecular function: ubiquitin-protein transferase activity. Bases 406 to 2034 code for a protein of 542 amino acids.